Molecule: messenger RNA, 1365 nt
Organism: Sinocyclocheilus grahami
Lineage: Eukaryota; Metazoa; Chordata; Actinopteri; Cypriniformes; Cyprinidae
Product: guanylate-binding protein 1-like
Exons: 2
Coding region: 308-889 (193 amino acids)
Molecular function (GO): GTPase activity; GTP binding
Source: RefSeq, a predicted model, not a curated record
ACACUUUCAUAAAUUUCUAUUCUAAAUAUCUGUUAAGCUCUCAUACUGCAUAUCUUUAUUGCUGGGUGUGCAUGCACACGUUAACUGCAAGACUAAAUGUAUGUGGACACAUCUUUCUAAUGAAUGUGUUUGGCUGUUUAGGCUAACAUCCAUUAAAAGGUGGAUAAAUUCAAGCAUGCAGCCAUGCAGUUUUCUUAGAUAUUGUUAGUGGAAUUGGGUGUAAAAGGAUGACAAUGACAAUGCAAAAUGUGAAGUGUUUGCUUGCGUACCUUUACAUGUACAGUAUGUGGGCACACCUUUCUAAUGAAUGUGUUUAGCUGCUUUAGCUACAUCCACUGACAAGCAGAUAAAUUCAAGCAUGCAGCCAUGUAGUUCAGAUAUUUUUAGUAGAAAUGGGUGUAAAAGUAUGACAAUGACAAUGCACAAAGCAAGAGUGAUGGUGGAGGUGUUCAGUAAAACACUGCACUUUGCAGUGGAGAAGAUGAAGACAGAGAUUCUAAAGCAGCAGAAAAGAAGCCUAAAGAAACAGAACCGGUUACAGGAGCAGGCAUUUAAAGACAUGCAGAGAACCUAUGAUGAGCAUGUGAAUCAGAUCAUUCAUCAGAUGGAAAGAGAGCAGGACAGAAUGAGAAGAGACAAUGAACGAGUCCUGGAAGCCAAAAUGAGAGAAAAUCAAGCUCUUCUAAAGAUGGGCUUCCAAUGGGAGGCUGCCCAGAUACAGAGUGAGAUUAACAGCCUGAAAGCAGACAUGAAUAAAGAGAAAUCAUCACAACACUCCAUAUUGGGCUGUGUUUUGAAUUGUAUCGGCACUGCAACAACGUGGCUCAUGCCAGGCUUCACCCCUAAACUGAUUGGUGUUGGUAUUUCACUGGCAUCAAAUUAUUUUUGAAUACAAGCUUAUUCACACACACCUAAACAUAUAUAACUUGAAUCAGAAUUACUAUCCUCCAGCAGUAUGUCAUUGCUUUAGUCAGUGAAUUAGUCAACUCAAUUCAUAGGCAUUGCUUACUCAAAAGAUGCCAAUUACGUUGAAAGCCCAUUAUAUUAACCUCUAAGCAAGAAUCAACAUUUGUCAUGAACAAAGCUGUUACCAAAGUGAUCAGUACAUGGGCCCUUUGUAACUUUAAGCAAUGUAUGCACAGAAUGUUAUAUUUUGAUGUAUAUUUUUGUUAUAUUUUAUUUCUUUACUAUGUGAACACUACUGAUAGACCUAUAUAUUAACCAGGCCGAAGAACUGGCUGAUUAUCAUUGUCAACUGAUAACUGUGUACAGCUGACCAAUUAACAUUAUUAAUAGCUCGCUAUAAUGUUAGUGCCAAAAUCUAUCAACAGCACUUUCAUCAGAUAAUAAAGAGUUUGUUUUUAA